Molecule: messenger RNA, 1853 nt
Organism: Annulohypoxylon maeteangense
Lineage: Eukaryota; Fungi; Ascomycota; Sordariomycetes; Xylariales; Hypoxylaceae
Product: FAD dependent oxidoreductase
Exons: 2
Coding region: 248-1633 (461 amino acids)
Cellular component (GO): cytoplasm
Molecular function (GO): oxidoreductase activity
Source: RefSeq, a predicted model, not a curated record
AUCACGCUCAAACAUGAGUGAUUAUAUCUCGAUAUGAAGUAAAACUUCAUGGUUUAGUCUCGCUAAGGAAAGAGAAUAGAGAUACCAACCUUUUCUUGUAGAAGAUUGCGUUUUAAAACAGCCACGACUUACUGUGUGCAACCGAUCGCUGUUCCACAGAGACGUCACGACAUGGAUCUCGUGCCCUCUUAUCUAUUUGCGCCUUUCUCUCCAAUACAGUAAAUUAAGUCAUCUAUCAGCUCAAAAUAUGGAUCAACGCGCCGCGAUCCCAGUCACUUUGCCUCGGGACAAUCCCACUCAGAGCUAUUGGCAACUCGAGCCCGAUGAGAUCGCUGACUUGCGCUCGACUAGCUCAUUGCCCGAUAAGGCUGACACUGUCAUUAUCGGGAGUGGAAUCACCGGGGCUGCUGUAGCUUUCAAUCUGCUCAGCAACGGCGCUCGCGAUGUCGUCAUGCUGGAGGCCCGACAAGCGUGCUCAGGCGCCACCGGACGAAAUGGCGGACACACCAAAGCGGCAUCCUACCGCUCCUUCCUAGGCCACCAGAAAGACCACGGCACAGCCAUGGCAGCGAAGAUCGCCCGCAUGGAACUAGCCAACAUCCGCGCGGUCCACGCAUUCGCCCGAGACCACGGGAUCAAAUGCGACAGCACCCCGUGCGACACCGUAGACGUCGUCUACGAAGCGGCGCAAUGGGAGCUCGAUCAGAAAGCUGUUAAGGCCAUGCAGGAUGCGAUGCCGGACGAUGAUGCGGCGAAGUACACCCUGCACAGCCGCGAAGACGUGUGGGAGAAAUUCUUCUGCGGUCGCGGGGGAGAUGAGAGUGUUUGUGGUGGGGUUUCGUAUGAGGCGGGGAGCUUGAGCGCGUAUCAGUUCGGUGUUGGUGUGUUGAAGCUGUGUUUAGCGAAGGGCCUUAAUUUGCACACGAACACUCCCGCGCUUAAUCUGGAGAAGCUUGAGGGUGGCGGCUGGAAGGUUGAAACGCCCCGGGGAGUGAUCACCGCGGGAAAGGUGGUUCUGGCUACGAACGGGUACACGGCUAGCGUCUGGAAGAGGUUCCAGGGCGUCAUUGUUCCGCUCCGGGGACAUGUGACGGCGCAGCGGCCCGGACUGGAUAUGCCGAAGGAGGGGCUACCGGGGACUUACAGCUUUAUCUACGAAGGCGGUUAUGAUUACAUGAUUCCACGACCGAAGGGGUCGAAGUUUGAAGGAGAUAUCGUGAUUGGUGGGGCUUUGGCUAAGGCUCCUGCGGAUGGGCUUGAGGAGUAUGGGACGACGGAUGACACUGCGUUUAAUGAGGUUAUCAUGAAGUCGCUUGAUGAGUGCUUACGCAAGUAUUUCGGCGAUAACUGGGGCGCUGAUAAUUCGGAGGGGAGAAUUCGUAAGUCAUGGACCGGUAUUAUGGGGUUCAGCCCCGAUGGCUUUCCUUUCGUUGGUGAAAUGCCGGGGGAGAAGGACCUCUGGGUUUCGACUAGUUUUCAGGGGCAUGGAAUGGUCUUGUGUUGGAUGUGUGCCCGCGCGCUCGUGACAAUGAUGGGAGACGGCGAUGAGAAAGAGCUUGAUGCUUGGUUUCCCGAAAUAUUUAAGAUUAACGAGCAGAGAUUGCGAUUGACUUUCCGAGGGCGUUUGUCCUGAUCAUAGAAUGAGCCGGAUUAGGAUUAUUAGUUCAAGAGGGCUUCGCCCUCUAUAAUUCGCGAGAGGUUGGGCGAUAUGAUAGUCACUAGUUUAACCCCAUACUUCAGACCUCCAUCCCUAAUCUCCGGACAGAACACGUAAUUGGAAUCUAGAUCUAAUGUGCGGUUUUCGGACGUAUACGUAGGUAGGUAGGUAGGUAGUCUUAAAUAAUAGUAUGGAG